Messenger RNA from Eruca vesicaria subsp. sativa (arugula), 542 nucleotides. Lineage: Eukaryota; Viridiplantae; Streptophyta; Magnoliopsida; Brassicales; Brassicaceae. The record is from the annotation of a GenBank genome assembly.
AAAUCAUCUAACCACACUUGACACUUACAUCUAAAGAAAAGAAAAGGAAAGAAUGGGCAACUGUCUAAGGCACGAGUCAGAAAUGCACUGGGCUGGUGAAGAUUGGGAUGAUUUCAUCGAACAAGACGAUGAACAUCACCAUCAUAGCUCCAAGAAGAUCUCCACUAAAGCUAGUAAAACAGUAAGUGUUAAACGAGAACGCAAAUCAUAUGAUCCAUCUCAUCAUGCGAUCAAGAUCAGGCUCACGAAGAAGCAACUCCAUGAUUUACUUAAUAAAGUCAACGUUCAUGACUUAACCGGUUCUGCAGCGCCUGAUCUUGAUUGUAAAACUGAAGAAGGCAACCAACCCCGGUUAUGGAAACCGGUUUUGCAGAGCGUACCAGAGGUUGACUAAGAGUUUCUAAUCGAUGAGACCAUGUUGUAUUUCUUUAGGGUAUGGUUGUAGGAAUAGGAUUUGUUGAUGUAAAUUUUGAGGUUUUGUUUUUGUUUGUAAAGUAAAUAUUUGUUUAAAAAAAUAAACCUUGACCGGUGGUAAACUGGUA